AUGAGUGGGUCACCGAGUGACGUUGUACGCAAGGCGUGGUCGGAUAUAGCGUUAGAUAGCCGAUUGGUGGAGGCUAUUAAGAAACUGAAGUGGAAGGCCCCUACCCCAGUGCAGAGCGCAUGUAUUCCGUUGGCGAUGAAGGGGAGAGAUUUGGCGAUUCAGUCACAGACAGGUACCGGUAAAACUGGGGCCUUUCUCAUUCCAGUAAUACAGCGCAUUAUUACCGAGAAUGAACGUGCAUGUGGCCGCCGCAACGCGCAAAACCCUGUCGCUCUAAUAUUGUUGCCAUCGGAGGAACUCUGCAAGCAGACGGUGGAGGUCGCUAAUGCGCUGACAAGAUAUGUGAAACCGCGAAUUAUAGUGAAUGAUUUAACCUCACGUGUAUCCACCGCAAAUGCGUUGCGCCUCACCGCUGCACCAAUACUUGUUAGCACCGCUGCCUCGCUGGGCAAACUGUGCCGCAAUGGUUCUGUUACCUCAGAUGACAUGAAGCCGCUGCGUUGCGUUGUGAUUGACGAGGCCGACCUGAUCAUGUCGAUUGCGGAGGGCUCACUACGAGCAGUGCAAUCAGUGCUACCAACGUCUGCGCAGACAAUCUUGGCUUCCGCCACGUUAACGGAUGGUGUCGCUCAGAUUAAGGGCCAGCUACUUCAUAAUCCAAUAACGGUAUCACUUAAGCCAGAUGACGGGGAGAAGGAACCGACAGGUUGUGAAGGGCCAGUGGGGGCAGAGGACGUUGUGUUGGAGUCACGUGUGACGGUUCGCGGUGGUGCAGCAGCCGCUGGUACGUUGCGCCAUUACUACUUGGUGUCAACUGAUGAGUGCCAUCAUCACACCCUGUUGUAUGCACUUUACCGUCUAGGGCACAUUAAGGGUAAGACCCUUGUCUUCGUGAACUCUGAGGAUACAACAUACAAGUUGCAUAAUUUCCUUGCGCAGUUGGGCAUCAACGCUCUCGUAUAUGACAGCAACUUACCGAUGAAUGUUCGUGUGGAUGCGCUUCGCCGCUUUCAAACUGGGAAGGUUGGCACACUUGUGUGUACAGAUGGGACGCUUGAAAGCUUGGACCGCAUGCGGGGUGCAACUGACGGUGAUGAGGAGACGACUACCUCUACUCCAAGGUCUAAUUCACGGGGAAAGAGGAAGUCUCUCGCUGCGGGUGGUGAUGAGGGUGGUAGUGCAUUGCAUCGUGGUAUUGAUUUCUCUGAUGUGAGCAAUGUUAUUCUCUUUGAUGGUGUUACCAAUGCCACAACCUCGGACUUCUCCCGUUACACGCACCGUGUGGGGCGUGCUGGGCGCGGAAACAAAGAUGGAGUGGCCAUCACAUUUUUAACCCUUCAUCAAGCGAGGAAGGUGAAGCAGCAACUACGUGACUACCUGGGGGGUACAUUCCAAUCUUUCGCUCCUUUCAAGCAGCUGGAUCGACAUGCGGCGUCACGAUUGCAGUACCGCGUGGACAAUGUGUUGGCAUCGAUCACCCGCUCCUCUACUCGCCGUCAGCGCGUUGCAGCCGUCGCGGCGGAGCUUACGCGUAGUGCGCACCUCAUGAGCCAUAUGGGUGAUAAAGACAGUGGCGUCCUCAAGCGUAUUCUCUCACGCUCCAAGGGAGAUACAAAGUGCGACCAAACAGUGGUGGAUGUGCCGGAAUAUAUGCGUAUUAAAGGAGCUGACUCUGCGGAGAGUUACCGUAGGCGGGUGCGCGCACCAAAAAAACAUACGACAGCGGUUGCCAAACGGUCAGCCCAAAAAAGGUCUCGUGACCCACUUGGUAGUUUGACGAGUUCGUUGAAGCGGCGCAAGUUGUAA
This is a messenger RNA of Trypanosoma brucei brucei TREU927, 1806 nucleotides long. RefSeq names its product ATP-dependent DEAD/H RNA helicase, putative. The coding region runs from base 1 to 1806 and encodes 601 amino acids. Gene Ontology annotation, cellular component: nucleolus. The transcript has a single exon. NCBI's taxonomy places the organism in Eukaryota, Euglenozoa, Kinetoplastea, Trypanosomatida, Trypanosomatidae. The record is from RefSeq and is a predicted model, not a curated record. Gene Ontology annotation, molecular function: nucleic acid binding; RNA helicase activity; ATP binding.